Culicoides brevitarsis is the source of this 2937-nucleotide messenger RNA. Its product is annotated as muscle M-line assembly protein unc-89-like. The record is from RefSeq and is a predicted model, not a curated record. The coding region runs from base 49 to 2937 and encodes 962 amino acids. The transcript is spliced from 4 exons. NCBI's taxonomy places the organism in Eukaryota, Metazoa, Arthropoda, Insecta, Diptera, Ceratopogonidae.
AAAUAGUCCAAAAAUUAAUUAAAACGCUUUAAUUUCUUGGAGCAUAAAAUGCCUCUCAAGAAAUCCGGAAGCAACGAAUAUUUAUCGAGCUCAGCUCUCGACUAUUACAACCGUUUCGCCAAAAAUCGUGGUUUGGAAAAAUAUUUCCGCAACAGCAAAUUGUCAAAGUCUCAUCGGACCUCCAGCGAGACUUGUUUGAACACCGAAAACCCUGAAACGGAAAAUAUCAGCAGCGAAUUCGCCAAAUCCUUGACAAACUUGAAAUUAAGUGAUUGCGAAAUCAACAAAAGUCAACGUAAUUCGACGGAAUUUUCGUGUGAACAUCAUGCCAUUGUCGCACAUAAGUCGGUCGAUGCCACGACUCCGGUUAAAGAAUCGUCAGCGAUGACAGAUGAACUCUCUGGGAUCGCUGAAUUACCUACAGAAAAGAAUGUAAAUUUGAAUUUAUUGUCGAAAAUUGAGAUUUCUUUGCCGCCACAGCCAAUUUCUUCGGUAGUUUCUGUCCCAAUUCCUGCGGAAAAUCCUCCGGUGCCGCAAUUACCGCAACUUUACGUGACACAACAGAAAAUUUUGUACUGCGUCGAGACUCAAACGUGUCCCGAACAGCAAGAAUCCGCUGAUGAGCCGAUAAAACCGAACAUAAGUCACCCCAAAAAAUUGGAUGACUCUAAAAAUGACGAAUGGCAAACGUCUCCCAAUGAAAGUGUGACGUCAAAAGAGCAUCGUCUCGAAUGGGAUUCCCUCGCGGACGUCGGUUACAGUCAAGAAUUCCAAAUUUGUGACCAAUCGGCGUUGUCAAAUACGGAAAAGAAGGCCAUUAAGUCGUACAUGCGCAAACAGGGGCUGUCCUCGAGCGAUCAAAUUGUCAUCGUAAAAAAUUCCCCGGGCAAGCAGGAUGACGCGACACCUCGUCAGGCACGAAGACGCUCCCUAAACAACGAAAACUGGAUGGAAGUUUACACGAAAUACAAGGACAAGUACGCGACAGAGCCGAAAUUCGCCCCGAAAAUGUUCUUACCAGAUGCGCAAAGUACUCCGAUGGAUGCGCCACGCAAAAAAUUCACCGAAAAAAUCAUCCAGACGACUCUUCAUGAGCUUCGAAACAAAUCGGUGCAAGUGACGCCCUUCAAAUCGAUGCAAGAUGUGACCGUUCAUGAGCCCGUCGAGGCUUUAAAUAAAAGUUCGGAGACGGAACAAGUGCUGCAAGUUGUUAAAACUGCCGAAAAUGAUGAACAAACGAGCAUGGAAUCGGGAAGUUUCACGUUUAUCGGUCCGCAAAACGAGAUAAAGGAAGAAAUUUUACUGAAAACGCCUCAAAAAAAGCAUAAAUCCCCGAAAAAACUGCCGAAACCGCCACCAAAGUCAUCAACGGAUAGCAGUAGAGAGUCUACCGAAGACACAUCUCCUCCCGUAGAUGAAGAACUCCAAAUGGCCAUCGCUCUGAUGAACUCCGUACUCGAUUCGAAGACCAUGAAAAAUGCCAUGAAGAAAUCUCUCAUCAAAAAAUUGAUGCAAAAAAUCUUCAAACUCGCUUCAUUGGAGAAAAGUGAGGAAAUUUUGACCAAAAUUGGGUCUUGUAGCUCCUCAACGAUAUCAGAAUCGACUUCUUAUCGCAAAAUUAAGAGCUUUCACGCAGAAAUCUCUCCUAAAACUAACGAAAAAGAAGAAAAAUCCGCAAAAACUGAUGCCAGUGAGGAAAUUCCGGUAUACAGUUCGGCAGAAAAUGUUCACGAUACCUUCGAAAAAAGUUUUUUGCUGCAAAAUUUCGUUAAGGAAACCUUAAAACCGAUGACUCAUUCGGAAAUUUCCUAUGAAAAUCAAAAAAGUUCGUCAUCGACGCAUAUUUCGAGUUCAACAAGUGCUAAUUUUGCCUCGAAAGAAAGUUCCUCGUCGACUUCGACGUUACGUGAUGGCGAAAGUAUGAAACGAAAGUUGCAACAGCUCCUGACAAUUGAAAAAGAAAUUGAUCGUUUAGCCCAAAUCAAGGAAAAAGUCCAAUCGGAAAUGCGAAAAACGAAAAAUACGGAAAAAAUUUAUGAAAAUAUUAAUUUUAAGGAAAAAGGAAGGUCGAGAUUAGGCACGCCGACGUCUUUGGACAAUAAUUUGGUGCAAAGGAAGGAAAAUUUCAUGGAGCAAUAUGUGAAUCAGCAUGGAAAAUUGUAUGAUUCAGUGGAUUCCGUGAGUAAAAAUUACACAAAGCCUUACGGAACGACGGGAAAAAGUGCUUCGGACAAUGAAAGAUUGCGAAAACUUUCGUCAAGGGCUUCUUCUGGGGCAUCAGGGACUUCAAGUAAACCGUAUGUUGAGCCAAAAAAACAUACGGAAACCCAAACCACGGAUUCGCUGCGACGAAUUUCGCCAUAUUUUGAGAAUAAAAGCCCUGAGGACGCGCAAAAACCUCAAAUUAUCAACAAAACUCAAAUUAACAAGCAAAUUCAAACAAAUUGUCUACAAGCUCAAGCUUAUUCAAUCGUUUUUGACAAAGAUUUCGCACCAAAAGAAAAUGACGAACGCUUGCCAGGUCAAACGCUCAAAGAAUAUUUGGGAGAAAAGAGACCGAAAAUUCUCCAAGCGAUGGAUGAACGUAACGAAUGUAUAAAAGAACUGCGAAGACUGAGGCAGUUAAGGAACGAACAACGACAAAAACUGUUGCUGCUCACGUCAGAAACUUGUUUGAAGGAAAAGUUACGAAAAUUACCGCCACCUCCGUUAGCUCAAAAGAGAUUAUUCAGUACAAGAGCCUUGAAACUCCAUUCGCUGAAACAAUACCAAAAUUUACCGGAAGUGCUGAAAAAGAAAGAAGUUGAAAAGUUGAAUAAUUUGAAGAGGAAACAUCGGGUUUUGUUGGAUAUGUUUAAUAAGAAUUUACAGCAAAAAGUUUUACAAGGAAAAACUGAUUUGUCGUAUAAUUUUAAUUUAUUUACGAAUACUAAAUGA